Messenger RNA from Thamnophis elegans (Western terrestrial garter snake), 703 nucleotides. It is a transcript of the gene METTL5, whose product is annotated as methyltransferase like 5. Gene Ontology annotation, biological process: rRNA methylation. The record is from RefSeq and is a predicted model, not a curated record. Lineage: Eukaryota; Metazoa; Chordata; Lepidosauria; Squamata; Natricidae. Gene Ontology annotation, molecular function: nucleic acid binding; rRNA (adenine-N6-)-methyltransferase activity.
AUGAAAAAGUUAAAACUUAAAGAACUUGAGAGUUUGCAACAAGUUGAUGUUUUUGAAAAUCCAAAACUCCUGCGACAAUAUCCAACUCGGCCACAUAUUGCAGCAUGUAUGCUUUAUACAAUUCAUAAUACAUUUGAUGAUAUUGAAAACAAGAUUGUGGCAGAUCUUGGAUGUGGUUGUGGCAUACUAAGCAUUGGAAGUGCCAUGUUGGGAGCAGGAUUAUGUAUAGGAUUUGAUAUAGAUGCCAAUGCACUGGAAGUAUUUAACAGGAAUGCCGAAGAAUUUGACCUUACAAAUGUUGACAUGGUUCAGUGCAAUGUAUGUUCUUUGCCUGACAAAAUGUCUAAAACAUUUGAUACAGUUAUUAUGAAUCCUCCUUUUGGAACUAAGCACAACAAAGGCAUGGAUAUGGCUUUUCUCAAGACAGCUGUGCAAAUGGCAAGAAUAGCUGUGUAUUCCUUACACAAAACAUCAACUCGACAACAUAUUCAGAAAAAAGCAGAUGAAUGGAAUAUAGGAAUGGAAGUUGUAGCAGAACUGAGAUAUGACCUACCAGCAUCAUAUAAAUUUCACAAGAAAAAAUCAGUAGACAUCAAAGUAGAUUUUAUCAGAUUCCCUUGUGGGGGAAAAGAGAUGGAUGGUGGAAUGACUUAAAACUGUAUUAAAAUAAUAAAAAUAGCAUUAAAUGGUUUUUGAAGUAUUA